This is a messenger RNA of Octodon degus (degu), 1243 nucleotides long. It is a transcript of the gene Klk15, whose product is annotated as kallikrein related peptidase 15. Bases 46 to 870 code for a protein of 274 amino acids. The record is from RefSeq and is a predicted model, not a curated record. The transcript is spliced from 6 exons. Gene Ontology annotation, molecular function: serine-type endopeptidase activity. Gene Ontology annotation, biological process: proteolysis. NCBI's taxonomy places the organism in Eukaryota, Metazoa, Chordata, Mammalia, Rodentia, Octodontidae.
GUGCUGGACUGGAGGGGGACCCAAGAGGCCAGAAAGGGGGCUGGGAUGGGUGCCCAGGCCAAAGCAUUGGGAUUUAAGCCAGACCCUGACUCCUCCUCCACAACGUGGCUUCUGCUCAGCUUCUCCUUCCUGCUGACCUCUGCAGCAGCCCAGGACAGUGACAAGGUGCGGGAAGACGAAGAGUGUGUGCCCCAUUCCCAGCUGUGGCAAGUGGCCCUCUUCGAGCGCAGCCGCUUCAACUGCGGGGCUUCCCUCAUCACCCCACACUGGGUGCUGACUGCUGCCCACUGCCAGACCCUCUUCAUGAAAGCGCGCCUGGGUGAGCACAACCUGUGCACGCGCGAUGGCCCCGAGCAGCUGCGGGUCGUUUCUCGCAUCAUCCCACAUCCACGCUACGAAGCGCACAGCCACCGCCAUGACAUCAUGCUGCUCCGCUUAGCUCGGCCCGCACGCCUGACCCCCCAGGUGCGACCCUUGGUUCUGCCCACACGUUGCCCCCACGCUGGUGAGCCCUGCGUGGUGUCCGGCUGGGGCCUGGUGUCAGACAAGCCAGGGACCACAGGAAGACCCGAGUCACAAGUGACUAUGCCCGACACCCUGCACUGUGCCAACAUCAGCGUUAUCUCCCAAGCAUCCUGUAACAAGGACUACCCAGGACACCUGAUGGACACCAUGGUGUGUGCCACAGUGGAGGGCGGAGGCACGGACUCCUGUGAGGGUGACUCUGGGGGACCCCUGGUCUGCGGAGGUGCCCUGCAGGGCAUCGUGUCCUGGGGCGAUGUCCCUUGUGACACUACCACUAAGCCUGGUGUCUACACCAAAGUAUGCCGCUACUUGAAGUGGAUCAAGGAGACCAUGAAGAGGACCUAGUGGACCCAACACCCAUGUCCCUGGGUGAUCGAAGUCCCCAUGGCUAGCCAGCAGCUCCAUCCUGACCUAAGGGAGAAGUGAGCCAUUCCCUAAGCUCCCCUCCGAAUCUCAGGUGUUGGCCAAGGCCUUGUGCCACCCACCUGAGGCCCGAGUUGGUGUUUGGGGUGAUCCAUUUAACAUUAAGAUAACAGCCCUGAUACAAGAUUCUCUGUAGGAGCUUCUGUGAUUUUUCUUGUGGCACUGGAGGGAAACAGGAGCCAGGGGCAGGGUGGGGACUAAGAGACAGGCUGGUCCCUUUCAUCCACUGCUUCAAUCCCCGAAAUGACCAAACGUGUGGCCUUGAAUAGGGGGCCUAACCUCACUCGUCCUAGGU